UCUAAGGGCUGGCCCGCAGCAGCCGGUUUGAGAUAGUGGGUUGGGCCUGGUGGCGACCGGAUGUUGACUGUGAAUAAAUACAACCGGCGCUCGCGACAGGGCGAUAUCUGGCGGAACCGCUCCCGCGGCGGUCUCCGCGAACUGCGUUCCUGCCGAGUUGCUGAAGGCCUGGCUUCGCCAUCUUCGCCCGAAGGUUUCUGUCGACCCUACGGCUUGUUUCCUAAGUAUUGCAAGCGUAGGGAACAAAACGUAGAUCUAGACCAGGGCAAGGCAUCUCAAGUUCGAGUUACUGGGAGGAAAAUGAGAUGGUAGGAAACCAAACCAGUGACAGUUUAACAGUAUUACAUUGUAAUUCUCUGGCCCUGGAGAUCGCAAGAAUCUGGCGUUAUCCUGAGGAUGAAGGAGAGCUUCCCCAAGCAACAGAUAGUUUAAGGAAGUGGAUUAAUUGUGUACAGAGUGUAUUUAUUGACUUCAGAUAAUUGGGUUGAAGAUGAACCCGGUGAACCCCUUCAGUGGGCAGCAGUCCAGUGCUUUUGCCCUGUCUUCUAGUACCACAGGAACAUUUCAGACCAAGUCACCAUUCCGAUUUGGUCAACCUUCUCUUUUUGGACAAAACACACUGGGAAAGAGCCUUGGAUUUUCACAGGUAUCAAACUUUGCAUCACCCUCUGGAGUAAGUCAUUCUUCCUCAUUGCCAACAUUUGGACUCACCCAAACCUCCAGUGCUGGACUGUUCACUAGUCUUGAAUCCACACCUUCUUUUGCAGCUACCUCUGGGUCUUCAAAUCCAUCUGUGCCGGGAAAUACAGGAUUUAGUUUUAAAUCGCCCUCUGGUGUUGGAGUUUUCUCAAGUGGCUCUGCUUUUGGGCCAGAAACUGGAGAAGUAGCAAGCUCUGGUUUUAGGAAAACAGAAUUCAAGUUUAAACCUCUGGAAAAUGCAGUAUUCAGACCAAUACUGGGGGCCGCUGAGUCAGAGCCAGAGAAAACCCAGAGCCAAGUUGCUUCUGGAUUUUUCACAUUUUCCCAUCCCAUUAGUAGUGGGUCUGGAGGCCUGAACCCUUUUUCUUUUCCCCAGGUGACAAAUAGUUCAGUGACUAGUUCAAAUUUUGUCUUUUCAAAACCAGCUAAUAGUAAUACGACAUCUGUCCUCACCCCUGCUUUGUCCAACCAAAAUGUAGAGGAAGAGAAGAGGGCACCUAAGUCAGUCUUUGGAAGUUCCAAUAGUAGUUUCUCCACUUUCCCCAUGUCAUCUGGAUCUUUGGGGGAGCCCUUCCCAGGCAACAAAACAGGCAACCGUCAAGGAUGUGAGGAAGCCGUCUCUCUGGUGGAGCCAAUUCCUACCCCCUUGAAAGGACUAAAAAGGAAAGAGGACCAGGAUCGCUCCCCAAGGAGACACUGCCACGAGGCAGCAGAAGACUCAGACCCUCUGUCCCGGGGAGACCAUCCUCCAGAUAAACGACCUGUCCGCCUAAAUAGACCCCGGGGAGGCACUUUGUUUGGUCGGACGAUACAGGACGUCUUCAAAAGCAAUAAAGAAUCGGGUCGCCUGGGCAGCAAGGAAUCUAAGAAGGAAAGCGGCUUUGUGGAGUCUGGGGAAAGUGACCACAUGGCCAUCUCAGGAGGAAGUCAGUCUACCCUGGCACCUUCUCGGCUUCCUGCUGUGAAUAAAGAGGAAGAAACAGAAGGUCGAGAUGAAAAAGAAGAUUCUCUCAGGGGAGCAUCUGUGCGCCAAAGCAAAAGAAGCGAGAGCACCGACAGCCUGGGGGGCUUGUCUUCCUUAGAACUGACAGCCAUCCAGUGCAAGAACAUCCCUGACUAUCUCAACGACAGGGCCACCCUGGAGAAGCACUUCGGCAAAAUCGCCAAAGUGCAGCGGGUCUUCACCAGGCGCAGCAAAAAGCUCGCCGUGGUGCAUUUUUUCGACCAUGCAUCUGCAGCCCUGGCUAGGAAGAAGGGGAAAGGUCUGCAUAAGGACGUGGUUAUCUUUUGGCACAAGAAGAAAAUAAGUCCCAGCAAAAAACCCUUUUCCCUGAAGGAGAAGAAGCUUGGUGACGGUGAAGCCAGCCAAGGCAUAGAGGACCCCCCCUUUCAGCAUUCCCCUCUUGGCAAGCCCAUAGUGAGGCCUGCAACCGGCAGCCUGCUGAAUAAAAGCUCUCCAGUGAAGAAACCAAGCCUUCUAAAGAUCCACCAGUUUGAGGCAGACCCUUUUGACUCUGGAUCUGAGGGCCCCGAGGGCCUUGGUUCUUCAUGUGUGUCAUCUCUUAGCAUCCUGAUAGGGACUGUGGCUGAGACGUCUGAGGAGAAGUACCGCCUUCUGGACCAGAGAGACCGAAUCAUGCGGCAAGCUCGGGUGAAGAGGACUGAUCUGGACAAAGCAAGGGCAUUUGUUGGAACGUGCCCUGAUAUGUGUCCUGAGAAGGAGCGGUACUUGCGGGAGACCCGGAGCCAGCUAAGCGUGUUUGAAGUGGUCCCAGGGACUGACCAGGUGGACCAUGCAGCAGCCGUGAAGGAGUACAGUCGGUCCUCUGCAGAUCAGGAGGAGCCCCUGCCGCAUGAGCUGAGGCCCUCAGCAGUUCUCAGCAGGACCAUGGACUACCUGGUGACCCAGAUCAUGGACCAAAAGGAAGGCAGCCUUCGGGACUGGUAUGACUUCGUGUGGAACCGCACUCGGGGUAUACGGAAGGACAUCACACAGCAGCACCUCUGUGAUCCCCUGACGGUGUCUCUGAUCGAGAAGUGUACACGGUUUCAUAUCCAUUGUGCCCACUUCAUGUGUGAGGAGCCCAUGUCCUCCUUCGAUGCCAAGAUCAACAAUGAGAAUAUGACCAAGUGUCUACAGAGUCUGAAGGAGAUGUACCAGGACCUGAGGAACAAGGGUGUUUUCUGUGCCAGUGAAGCUGAGUUCCAGGGCUACAAUGUCCUGCUCAAUCUCAACAAAGGAGACAUUUUGAGGGAAGUUCAGCAGUUCCACCCUGAUGUUAGGAACUCCCCCGAGGUGAAGUUUGCUGUCCAGGCUUUUGCUGCAUUGAACAGUAAUAAUUUCGUGAGAUUUUUCAAACUGGUCCAGUCUGCAUCUUACCUGAACGCGUGCCUGUUACACUGUUACUUUAAUCAGAUCCGUAAGGACGCCCUCCGAGCACUCAAUGUUGCAUACACUGUGAGCACACAACGCUCUACUGUCUUCCCCCUGGAUGGUGUUGUACGCAUGCUGUUGUUCAGAGAUUGUGAAGAGGCAACCAACUUCCUCAAUUACCAUGGCCUCACUGUAGCUGAUGGCUGUGUUGAGCUGAAUCGGUCGGCAUUCUUGGAACCAGAGGGAUUAUCCAAGUCCUGGAAGUCAGUGUUUAUUGCCCAAAAGCUGACUGUGUCAGUUGGAGAAGUUGUGAAUGGAGGGCCACUGCCUCCUGUACCUCGCCAUACACCUGUGUGCAGCUUUAACUCCCAGAAUAAAUACGUUGGAGAGAGCCUGGCUACGGAGCUGCCCAUCAGCACUCAGAGAUCCGGUGCAGACACAGCAGGUGGCGGGAGAAGAGAGGAGUAUGAAGCCGAGGUAGAUGUGCCACCGUUGACUCUCCUCCCACAGCCUCCUCCUGCACCCUCAUCCACACCAGUGCUUCACGGCCCACCACUGGCCCCAGUUGUGGCACCCGGCCUUUUCCAGUCCUCCAUGCAGCCUGAGCUGCUGCCUCCAAAGCCUGCACCUGUGUACUCUGAAUCGGACCUGGUGCAGGUGGUGGACGAGCUCAUCCAGGAGGCUCUUCAGGUGGACUGUGAGGAAGUCGGCUCUGCUGGGGCGGCCUAUGUAGCCGCAGCUCUGGGUGUUUCUAAUGCUGCCGUGGAGGAUCUGAUAACAGCUGCAACCACAGGCAUUUUGAGGCAUGUUGCUGCUGAAGAAGUAUCCAUGGAAAGGCAGAGAAGAGAGGAAGAAAAGCGACAGGCUGAAGAGGAAAGGUUGAAGCAAGAGAGAGAACUGGUGUUAACUCAGCUGAGCGAGGGCCUGGCUGCAGAGCUGACAGAGCUCAUGGUGACGGAGUGUGUGUGGGAGACCUGCUCUCAGGAGUUAAAGUGGUGGAGGGAAGCUGUUGCAGCCCGGAAGAAACUCCGGCGUCAGAUGCGGGCCUUCCCAGCAGCACCAUGCUGUGUGGACAUGAAUGACCGACUGCAGGCACUAGUGCCCAGUGCAGAGUGCCCCAUUGCUGAGGAGAACCUGGCCAAGGGCCUCUUGGACCUGGGCCAUGCAGGGAAAGUAGGCAUCUCCUGUACCAGGUUGAGGCGCCUUAGAAACAAGACAACUCACCAAAUGAAGGUUCAGCACUUCCACCAGCAGCUUCUGAGUAACGCUGCAUGGGCACCUCUGGACCUAUCGUCCUUUGUGGCUGAGCACCUCCCUGUGAAACAUGAUCGAAUAUUUUGGAAACUGGUGCUGGUGUUGCCUGAUGGAGAAGAGCAGACAGCAGAGAGUCCUGGCAGAAUACUGGAAAAUUGGUUAAAGGUCAAGUUCACAGGAGAUGACAGCCUGGUGGAUAAUACACAUGAUAAUGCUGGUGAUAUCCAGACACUCACAGUUUUUAAUGCAUUCAGUAGUAAAGGGGACCAAACAGUUUCUGUCAAUGUGUGUAUAAAGGUGGCCCAUGGCACCCUUAGUGACAGUGUCCUUGAUGCUGUGAAGAAACGGAAGGACCUGUUGGGAGCCAGUGGGCUCAUGCUGCUGCUUCCUCCCAGAGUGAAGAGUGAGGACGUAGCAGAGGAGGAUCUGUACUGGCUGUCGGCUCUGCUGCAGCUCAAGCAGCUCCUCCAGGCCAAGCCCUUCCAGCCUGCACUUCCACUGGUGGUUCUCGUGCCCAGCUCCAAAGGAGACUCCAUGGGGAAGGAAGUAGAGGAUGGUCUGAUGUUACAGGAUCUGGUUUCAGCUAAGCUGAUUUCAGAUUAUAUUGUUGUUGAGAUUCCUGACUCUGUUAAUGAUUUACAAGGCACAGUGAAGGUUUCUGGAGCAGUCCAGUGGUUGGUCUCCCGAUGCCCUCAAGCCCUAGACCUUUGCUGCCAGACCCUUACUCAGUAUGUUGAGGAUGGCAUCAGCCGUGAGUUCAGUGGUCGCUUUUUCCACGACAGAAGAGAGAGGCGCCUGGGUGGCCUGGCCUCCCAAGAGCCUAGCACCAUCAUUGAUCUGUUCAAUAGUGUGCUGCAGUUCCUGGCCUCUGUGGUGUCCUCUGAGCAGCUCUGUGACAUCUCCUGGCCUGUCACGGAGUUUGCCGAGGUGGGGGGCAGCCAGCUGCUUCCUCAUCUGCACUGGAACUCACCAGAGCAUCUAGCUUGGCUGAGGCAAACCGUGCUUGGGUUCCAGCUUCCACAGAUGGAUCUUCCACCUGCAGGGGCGCCCUGGCUCCCUGUGUGUUCCAUGGUCAUUCAGUAUACCUCCCAGAUUCCCAGCUCAUGCCAGACGCAGCCUGUCCUCCAGUCCCAGGUGGAGAACCUGCUGUGCAGAACAUACCAAAAGUGGAAGAGCAAGAGCCUCUGUCCAGGCCAGGAGUCGGGGCCUUCAGUUGCUGAGAUCCCAUGGGAUGACAUCAUCACCUUAUGCAUCAAUCACAAGCUGAGUGACUGGACACCUCCCAGGCUCCCCAUCACAGCAGAGGCGCUGAGUGAAGAUGGUCAGAUAUGUGUAUAUUUUUUCAAAAAUUGUUUAAGAAAAUAUAAUGUUCCGCUGUCAUGGGAACAAGCCAGAAUGCAGACACAGAGGGAACUACAGCUGAGUCCAAGACGUUCGGGGAUGAAGUCUUUUCAUCCUUCUACAAGCAGUUUUUCUACUCCACUGCCUCACGUGCUCCAUAAACGGAAGAAAAAUGAAGAGAGUGGCCGAGAGGGGGCGCUGAGCACAGAGGAUCUGAUGCGCGGAGCUUCUGCAGAAGAGCUGCUGGCACAGUGUCUGUCCAGCACUCUGCUGGAGGAGAAGGAAGAGAACAAGAGGUUUGAAGAUCAACUUCAACAGUGGUUGUCUCAAGACUCUCAGGCCUUCACAGAGUCAACUCGCCUUCCUCUCUACCUUCCUCAGACACUCAUAUCUUCCCCUGACGCUAUCAAAACUCCGACUGCGGUGAAAACAUCUCCAACAAGAAGUCCUCAGAAUGCAGGUGCAGGAGAGCAAUUACAGUUCUCGGAGGCAUCGGACAUGUCUCUAACUGGAAGGCUGAAGUACCUGGAAAGGCUGAUCCAAAGUUCAAGGGAAGAGGAAGUUGCCUCUGAGCUCCAUCUUUCUGCACUGCUGGACAUGGUGGACAUUUAACAAUCGGAAACAAGAAGUGUUGUUUUCUUCAUAUCAUUUGUUUUUAUUCAAAUUAUGUUAUGCUCAGAUGCUUCAUGUCCUGUUGGAAAUGAGAUUAUUAAUUAUGCAAAUAAACCAUUUGAAUCAUCUGA
This is a messenger RNA of Peromyscus maniculatus bairdii (prairie deer mouse), 6411 nucleotides long. NCBI's taxonomy places the organism in Eukaryota, Metazoa, Chordata, Mammalia, Rodentia, Cricetidae. The record is from RefSeq and is a predicted model, not a curated record.